AUCCAACACUGUACACAGUUAGGAAAAUCUUGUAAACAAAAUAAAGUAAUAUAUACAAUUCAACUAUAGACAUACACACGUGACUUUAUUGAAAAUGGCCACAGAAGAUGAGCCCGACCCACUGGCACUAGCUUAUAGGGAAACAGCUUCGGUGCGCGCGAAGUCAUUGUCAAAAUUGUAUUCUAGGGAUAGUACGGCUGGACGUCGAACAACCAACGUCAAUGUGCCAAAUAUGGAUCGAAGCGCGUCGCUGAAUCGAUUCAAAGGCCGCCACGAGCAGGAUGGCGAACGACCCAAUUUUGCCAAGGGAUCUCUUUUACGUUUGUCAGACCAUGAGCUCAGGCAGUAUCAUAAUGAUGCCGCCGAUAUGCGCAGUCGUGAGCCCAGCUUUACUAAAUUCAUGAUACCCUAUGAGAUGAUAUGCGCCAAACGGUAUCAGGAUUCAAUCAAGGCUUACGAGGCACAACUGGUGCAUGAAAUCAAGCAAAAUGUUAACUUCCAAGGAACUGCAGCCGAUGCCUGUUAUUUUAUGCGAUGCAUAUCGUAUACGACAUUUUGGCCACCAUUGCAUAAUAUGACUGAGGUGAACCGCACGAGCAAGAAUUUCUUUAAGCUUACCGAAAAGGAGAGAUGGCGCCUGCAGAAUAUAAUGGAUACCGAUAUUACAUAAAUGUUAAGCCAUUUUGUAUUUUUUUAAGUGCAAGUAUCAAUAAAGAAUGUGCCAUA
Messenger RNA from Drosophila novamexicana, 726 nucleotides. RefSeq lists its product as uncharacterized. The transcript is spliced from 3 exons. The coding region runs from base 95 to 670 and encodes 191 amino acids. NCBI's taxonomy places the organism in Eukaryota, Metazoa, Arthropoda, Insecta, Diptera, Drosophilidae. The record is from RefSeq and is a predicted model, not a curated record.